UUGGAAUUUCACUUGAUUUGAUAGUAGGUGGGGAGAAAACAUAUGAGCUGACAACACCAUUACCUUCACAAUUGUCACUUUUUCGAUUUGUGUGAGGAGUCGUGUAUCGCGUUAUUUGUCAUGGCAUAGAAAAAUAUUUUGCAUUUGUCGUGUGAACAUUAACAGUUUUUUACGCGCCGUUUACAUACGUUUAUCAUAAACGGUGUCAUGUAAAUAGACCGUGUCGUAGUAACACGCGUGCAGGGUGAUAAAUGGGGAAAAUAUUAGAUAGUUUGUGUGUAGUGUAGUGAGAGUGGAGAUGGAUCGCCGAUGUUCCCAGUCCGUACGAACGCUGGUUUUCGACGAUUCGGACUCGGAUCCGCCGAAAAAUGGACAGAAGAAAGAUCUGUCGGCUUCAGGAGCCCCGUCAUCGCUCAAUCAAAGCGCUGAAGAUGCCAGCAAAGCUUCGAGAACAAACUUGGUGCGCAUCCGAAGAUCGGCGCUGGGCAAGUCGGCGCCGACGCUCUCAGUGCAUGUCAAAGAGUCGUGCGCGGUGUCGCGUCGGCCGUCCAGGCUGCCGCCGCCGCCCCCGCACCACAGGCUUUCACUCGUGGUGGGUUCCGGAAGAUGCAGCUCUCCAGGCACAGGCCCUCUGUCCCCCGCGGAGGGUCCACGCUGGCCUCACAUGCACCACCCCCACCCGCUGCACCACGCGCUUCUCUCCUCAAGCGUGAAGCGCGGCAAGGAGCUCGACGGUCGCAGAUGGUCGGUGGCCUCCCUGCCCUCCUCCGGAUACGGAACGACGCCCGGCAGUUCUAGUCUUUCACAGUCGCAAUGCUCGUCGCAGGAGCGCUUGCUGGCGGUGCAGCCGCCGUGCGAGCCGCAGCCGCGCGCGCCCUGCCCGCAUUGCCAUCAGCAUCAGAACUCGCUCAACAGCUCACAAGGCAGCGGCAUGAACAACUGGGCGUCGCUCUCCGACAGUGGCGGCAGCGGGCACGCGGCCGUGCGCGCGCCGUCGCCGCAGAGCAUGGCGCGCCGCGUGCGCAGCAGGAGUUUGAGUAGUCCGUCGCGGUCCGUCGGCUCGUCCGGCGGCGGGUCGGGCUCGAGGGACGACGCGGUCUCGGCGAUGUCCUCGCUCUUCGCCGCGAGGUUCCCGGCGGCGCAACGAGCGAUGGACGAUAAGCUGAGAGGCCUCAUCGAUGAGCUGACCGAGUUGGAUAAGAAGCCAGACCGACCGCCCAUCGAGCGUUUUGUUCAAAGACAGGUGUUGGAGAUGGCGCGCGACUGUCUCCACAAGUCUGAGUCGAAGCAGGUCACCAGCAGUUACUUCUACGACAUGGCUGACAGCUUGGACAGGUUGCUCGCCGAGACGCGCGAGAAGUCUGCGGAGGCGGGUGCGCAGGUGGCCCCGCUGGUCAACCGCCUCAUACUGGCCAUGGCGCGCCCGGCUCGCCUGCUCGAGUGUCUGGAGUUCGACCCCGAGCGGUUCUAUCGGCUGUUAGAGGCCGCUGAGGGACACGCGAGGCAUUUGCAGGGCAUCACGACGGACAUCCCGCAGUACAUAAUCCACAAGCUGGGCCUGUCGAAGGACCCGCUCGCCGAGCUGCACGCGCCGCCGCCGCCGCCGCUGCCGCAGAACAACUCGCCCUCCAAGACGCGCGGGCGCCAGUCGCCGCCGGGCGGGGCCGCGGGCGCGCCGCCGUCGGAGAGCGACUACCAAGUCAUCAAGCUCAUCUCCAACGGCGCGUACGGCGCCGUCUACCUCGUCAAACACAAGCAGACCAGGCAGAGGUACGCGAUGAAGAAGAUCAGUAAAAACAAUUUAAUACUGAGGAAUCAAGUGGAGCAGGCGUUCGCCGAGCGCGACAUACUCAGCUUUGCCGACAAUCCUUUUGUGGUGACGAUGUACUGCUCGUUCGAGACGAAGCGUCACCUGUGCCUGAUCCUGGAGUUCGUGGAGGGCGGCGACUGCGCCACGCUGCUGCGCGCCGGCCCGCUGCCGCCCGACAUGGCGCGCCACUACUUCGCGGAGGCCGUGCUCGCCGUCGAGUACCUGCACUCUUACGGCAUCGUGCACAGGGACCUCAAGCCUGACAACUUGCUCAUCACGGCCACUGGUCAUAUAAAAUUGACCGACUUCGGACUCAGCAAAAUGGGUCUCAUGUCAUUGGCAACAAAUCUGUAUGAAGAGUAUGCCGACCGCGAAGCGCGUCAGUUCUCUGACAAGCAAGUUUGCGGCACUCCGGAGUACAUCGCUCCAGAAGUCAUACUCAGACAGGGUUACGGGAAGCCGGUGGACUGGUGGUCCAUGGGGAUCAUCCUGUACGAGUUCCUGGUCGGUUGCGUGCCUUUUUUUGGCGACACACCCGAGGAGCUGUUCGCGCACACUGUUAAUGAUGACAUCGAGUGGCCUUCGGAAGAAGACUUUCCCAUAGCAGUGGAGGCUCGAGCGAUCAUCACGGAGCUUCUGGCGCGGAAUCCCAGGGAUCGAUUGGGGACUGGCGGUACACACCAAGUCAAGGAUCAUAUAUACUUCUACGGCUUGGACUGGAACAACUUGCUGAGAAGGAAAGCCGAGUUCAUCCCGCAGUUGGAGAACGACGAGGAUACCAGCUAUUUUGACAGUCGUUGCGACCGCUACAAUCACAGCGAGGUGGACACUGACGAGGCGGGCGAGGCGGCGGAAGGCGCGGGGGAGGGCGCGGCGGCGGGGAGCGUGGGCGGAGCGGAGGAGGCGGGCGUGUUCGCCGCCUUCUCUUCCACCUCGCCGCAGUGGCGCCGGCACUACCAUCACCCCUGCGUCGACCAUGACUCCAGGAGUACGGACAGCUGGCCUGGCACGCCGGACAGCGCCGGUCCCCCAACCACACCCACAGCGCCGGUGCAUCAUCAUCCUAAGUGCCCGAUCAUGGGCGGUAGUGCGUCAACAGCGGAAUCCUCCCAAACGGACAGCGACGACGUGUCGCCCGCGGCGAGGAGGCGCGCCGCGCUGCGCCCGCACGCGCACCACCACGCGCACGCGCACCCGCUGCACCCGUCGCUGCUGGCGCAUCCGCAUCCCACGUCCACGGCGCUCGCGCUCGUGCCGAGAGUCAGGGCGGACUUGUCCAAGAAAGAAGACAAGGGUGUCGACAAACCGGACAAGCCGGAGAAGUCUCGGCCGACAGCAAUUGUCGCGACAAAAUCGAUGCGACGGUCGGCGAGCACGUCCGGACUUUCGCUCGUUAUACAUCCAGCAGAAGACAGCAUACUGGGUGGCGGUGCGGGAUCCCCCUGCGCGGGCAACACGUCAUCGACUAACUCGUCGCGUGACUCGUCGCCCUGCAGGGACCCGCCGUCACCAUUCGCGCUGCCGAAUCACUCGUUGAUCCAAGCGUCGAAGCCGCCGAUCGUGGUGCGUCGCGGCCCGCGCGGCUUCGGCUUCACGAUCCACACGGUGCGCGUCUACUACGGCGACACCGACUACUACACCAUGCACCAUCUCGUCUCGGCGGUGAGCGAGCAGGGCGCGGCGUGGGCGGCGGGGCUGCGCGCCGGCGACCUCAUCACGCAGCUCAACGGCGAGAGCGUGCAGGGGCUGCUGCACACGCAGGUGUUGAGGUUACUUUUGGCAGCACCGCACGCUACUCUACGCGCCACUCCGCUAGAUCAGACCACGAUACAGGCUGGCGGUCGCCGCCGCGUGGGUGGCGGUCGGCGCGCGGCGGCGCCCCCGCGCCCGCGCCCGCGCCGCCGCUGCUCGCUGUUCCGACGCAUCUCCACCAAGCGCGCCACGCAGGAGAUGCACCAGAUGGUGUCGUCGGGCGAGUGCGGCUCGUCUGCGUCGCCGUCGCCCGCGCCCGCCUCGCCCGCCGCCGACAGCCCGCUGCACACCACCGCCACCACGCACUACCAAAGACCGUCGUCGCUGCACGGCCUAAAGCACAAGCUGGGCGGCGUGGCGGGCGUGGCGGGCGUGGCGGGCGUGGUGGGCGUGGCGGUGGGCGCGGGCGCGGCGGGCGGCGCGGACGUGCGGCGCGCGUCGCUGCAGCACAUGCCGCUGUCGCCGCUGGCGCGCACGCCCUCGCCCUCGCCGCAGCCGCCGCCGCAGCCGGCCUCGCCCACCAGACUGCAUCCACGCUCAGCCGAGGCCAAAUGCUCCAUCUCGCCGCUGUGCUGCGGCGGCGUGGGCGGCGCGGUGGGCGUGGGCGGCGGCGGGUCGCGGCGCGGGGUGGUGUGGCGCGCGCCCGCGCCCGCGCCGCCCACGCCGCCGCCGCAGGACAAGCCCGACGAGCCGCCGCUGCCGCGCAUCGCCGAGGAGAAGGACUCGCCCACGCAUCAUGCGAGGAACUUGCCUAAUAGCAGGACACCAGCAAAGCAGUCGACGCCGAGCAUCUUCACGUCAUCUCCGAAGCCGAGCGUGGAGAAGUGCGCGUUCGACGCGUCCGCUUCGUUCGCGUCUCUCUCGCUGUCGGACGAGUCGUACGUCGCCGACACGUCCGCCGACAUAUCCAACGUCGACACUUCUAGGGAGAUGUUUUUGGAUGACAGUCGAACAAGCACAGAACCUAGCGCGCCCGCAGAAGACAAGUUCAAGAAGCCGGCGCCCACCGAGCCGUCUCCCACCGCGGAGCCGCAGCCGAAGGUACGCAAGAAAUCCGACUCCAGCCUGAAGGAGGAGGAGUUUAAGUCGAAGUUGAAGAAACAAGAGAAACCGGAGCUGAAGAAGCAGGACUCGAUGAAGAAGAUGGAAGUUAAAGAGGAGAAGAUCGAAGUUAAACAGGAAGAGAAGAAAGUUGAUAAGGUGAUGGAGCGAGCUGGCUCGAUAAAGAAAGUAGAGAAGGAGAAGGAGAAAGAAGCUAAGAAACAAGAGAAGGCGGAGAAGAAGCAGGAGAGGACGGAAGCGAAGCGCACCGAGUCCGUGAAGAAGAUCGAAGUCAAGCGGCAGGAGUCUGUUGACACUAAUAAGUCACCAGAAGCGGUGGAGGCUGGCGGCAGCGAGGGUCGCAGUAAGAACAGCAUGGUCAGCAAGCUCCUCGGCGUCAUGGGCCGGAAGGGCACCCGCGACCACGACGACGACAAACCCGCCAAGAAGAACGACAAGCAGCCCAAGAAAAAGAGCGGCAGCCAACCGCCGCCAGCGCAGCCUCCGAAGCCCGAACCGCCACCGCCCACCAUCGACAAAGACUGCGACGACAAGAAGAAGAAGGGAAGAGGGAGGGCGUCCAGCUCCUCUUCUGGCGAGAAGUGAUGCGGAAAGGAUAAUGCGGAGCGGACGUCAGUGCGUAGAUGCGACGCUUGUGCUUCGAAGCUUUGUGUUUGCGGAAUGAGAGACGCGUGUUCGACUAUAUCGAUAUAUUUUGAUAUCGAUAUAAAAAUCGAUUUGUGGUUCGGUAAUUUGAAAGGCAGCUUAGUGAGUAGGAAAUAUAAUUGUAAUGGCACGUCUAGUGUCUUUUUAAAAUGCUUAUUAAUAUAUACUGCCUUCUAAAAUCGAUAAGUAUAAAUGUGUAAAUCCGGGUUUUCUAUGAUUCCGGUGCUGUGUUAGCGAAUGUCAGAAUUUUAAUGAAAAAUCUAAUUUAAUAUGCCUUGAGCUGUUUGGUUUUUAAAUAUUUACUUAGCUAGUCUAAAUGAUUCGAAGAUACGCCGCGAGAGGCUUUUUAGCAAAUUUAAAUUGAAUUGAAAAGUUAUUUAUAAUUAUAAAAAAAAAAAGCAUCGAUAUAUCUAAAAACACGUCGAACUCUCAUUUCGUAAAUGUCGAUACGUGUUUUUUAAUAAUAAAAUUUCGCUGUCGUGUUCAUUUUUCAAGGGAAAGAGAUACGUAUACACACGUAGUGGGAGUGAGUGAAUAAGAUACAUUUUGUCGUGAUUGCGUGCGUUUGGGGACGUCGAUAUUUGGGAACGUCGGCCGUGAUUUUAUUAUCAAUUUUAUAACUAGUUUAAUGAUUUUAAUGUAAUUUAAAGGAUUUGAUAAUAUAACUGUGUUUUUGUAUCAACAGAAUAUUAAUGUUGUUUUUAAAUAUAUCGUAUUUUUGCAGUUAAAGGGUAUUUAAAAGUAAAAUAAAAACGGAUGAAGCAUGUAUAUUAUAAAUAUUGUUUUGUAUAUUUAAUAGAUAUUGUAAAAUCAACUAAAUCACGGUCGAUUAUGAAACUCGCUUUCACAUCUCAAACCGACAACAUUUAACACAAACUUAAUUUUAAAAACACUAACGUAAAUUUAAAAAGAAAGUACAAAAAAUGUGUUUGUUUGCGUAUCGACAAUCAAUCGAUAUCGAUGAACGAAAGCGAGAUUUCAUCUCCAGUAAAGACGUCACUUUGUCCGAUAUCAAACGAAGUACGUUAAGCUUCUCUUAGACUGUGUAAUUUUAAUAGAUAUAAAGGAGAUAUCAUUUUGUACGUGCGGUAUCAAAAGAUUCGAAUAUCGAUAAAUAUUUCCUAAAUAAAAUCAUAUUCAUCAGCUGAAUAAACGCUCAGCCACGAUUUUAUAAUCGAUAGUAAGUUUCACACAUUUGAAAGAUUCUACACUAGCUUUCUUAACCCUUUUUAAUUUUCUUAAAAAUAUUGUCGAUGUUUUGCUGAUCUUUAAGUAAUGAGGGUUUCAAGGAGUGCCUUGAACCAAACAUGUAAUUAGGUCUACACGCGUUGAUCCUUGCCUAGUUGUCUAGCUACUAGAUAAUCGAUACUGAGCAUUGGCAAGGCGAAGUGAAUAUGCUGUCUUAAUGUUGGUGUUGAUAUUGGCCUUCACUUGGCAACGUUUCUCCAACGUGUGUUGCGAGCUUAAUGUAUUGAGCAUAAACGUGUAAAUUGUUUUUUAUACGUGCUUGCCAAUGUGACUUCACUGCAGCUGAUGGUUAGUGGAGUGGGGUCCAAUAGAAUGUCGACUGACGAGAGAUGAUUAUUCCUCGCGUUUGACACUAUUAUGCCGGCCUGUUCGAACCGGAUAUACACAAACUGAUUCCGGAACGCGACACUUACAUGAGCUACUAUGGCGGAUAUAAAAUAUAUCCUCCAAAAAUGUUUGUUUCAUUCGAAUCUUUUGACACAACACAGUUAUGACAACGUUAUGCAGCUGUCAGUAUUACAUUGUUGAGGCGUCUACGAACACAAUACUAUAAGGCUCCAUUAUAAUAUAAUUUUCGAUGCAAAACUAAAACUUUGUUAGUAUUUCAUCAUUUAUGUUUAGGUGUUUUAUGUCGAUAUAAUUACAUUUAUAUGAUAUUGUUUCCAAUUAAUUAUAAUCAGUCUAGAUUUCUCUGUGUUAAUUCAAAAAUGUUUGACAGAUUUUAUUUAGUUUCUUCUUAGCAUUAUAAUGAGAAACUAUAUUUUUAGGUCAACAUUCUUAAUAAACCCAGAUGUAGGCUGUGUUGAGUCGCAAUAUGAGUUUUCAAUAUCAUAAACCUACGUCCGCCCUAAAGAGCUGAAAGGUUACACUAAACCUAUAUGGGAUGUAAAAAAUAUAUCAUAAAACACCUAAAACAAUACUAAAAUCUCAUAUUUUAGUUUAUAAUCGUGUUUAGUGAUUGGGAAGUUGAAAUAAACUUGUGUACAUUAUUAUUGUUAAGUUAGCGACGUAUGAAAUGUGAUAUAAUUUGUAAUACUUGGUUUUAAACGUUUUCUAGAUCAUAAUGUGAAUCGUCUGUUCGUCGCGUCUUUGCCCCAUUUGAAACUGAAAAUAUAUUUCGUAUACGUCAGGGUUGCGUUCUAAAAAAAAAACGAUAAUCUAUUUGUUGCCUUAUGAGAAAACUUUGUAAAAAACGGUUCAGCAGUUUUUACUGCUUUAUCUCGUUUGUAAAAAUAUAUAUUUGUGGCAAUAUUAGAUUAUUUUAAUCCGAAUUAAGAAUGCUUCUCUAGAACGAAUUGUUUUAAGAAGAGCAAAGCCGCGGCGGGAAGGCGGUAAAUAAUAUAUUUUUAAUAUUGUUUUCUUUUUUUUCGUCUCGUUAUAUAAACGGUUUAAGUGAAACAUUUUUCAGAGUAUUUUGAUUCGGGGGAUAUUUUGUAGUGUUUGUGUUUUUUUUAUGCUUAUUUUUGGGUUGUUUUCAUAUCUGUUUACGGAGUACGUUUAUUUGUUGGUAAUGGAUGGUUUUUGUUUAAGAACAUCUAUGUAUUGGUUAGUGCUAAGGUCUGAAAUAAGUUGACACUUUGCUGAUUAUCUAUCAAACUGGUAAUUUCAAUGGUCUUAUUGUAUUUUAAGCAGCUCCAAGCGAAAUAAAUCGCUGUCGGUUUGAUAAGUCGAUCGAACGGUUGGACAAACAGUUGGUGCGUAAGGACGCACUGAAUAUGUUGGCUUGUUGAAGUAAAAAUUUCAGACUUUAGUGUGGACUUGUUCAAUCUUAACCCAUACCUUACAGUAAGUAUGCAUGUAUAAAGAGCUUUUACAAUUAGAUACGCCCGUAUGAAAAUAAUCUGUUUUUAAAAAUCUAUAAUUGUUUAUGCACCAUUUUAUUUUUAUAAUAUUUUAUUACGAAUGCAUCUAUAACAUAAAUAAUUUAGAAUCAACAGCUUAAUAUUAAAAACAAGAACUCCGAGGGACUAAACUUUGAUAAUACGUUGAUAUAAGAAUUCAGAAAUUUCAUUGGCGAGCAUUCAUAGCUGAUAAUUGCUUAUCCAUCAACUAUUCGUGUAUUAAAAUUCAUCGAAUAUGGUUCAGUCGGAUUUUAGAUGUGUGAAAACUUACUUCAUUUUAUUGAUAUUAAUAAAAUAAUGGAAUGUUGUACUUUAGGUGUGUUUAUAACAAAAACAAUAAUGGCAAAAUAAUUUGGCAUGUCUUUGCAUAAAAACACGCCUAAUCUCCCAAAAUAGGAACACAUUCCACGAUAGAUCAGUGCCAUAAUAAUUGAGCCUCCAAUGUCGAUUCUGACCCAUGUACUUGGUAGGAAAUAGCGUAUAUUAAUGGAGGGUAACAAAGAAGUUAUAAAUGCCCCCAUUUUCCUAUCACAUACCAACUAGAUAUUAUGUUUAUCGUAGUGUGCGCAGAUUUAUUUUUAAUUUGAGGCUUUUGCGCAUAAUCCGAUUCUAUAACGAAAGGAGGCAUCAAUUAAAACAAUGUCUUCCUAUGUGUUAAUUUUGUUAUUUUAAUGCUUAAUAUCUUGGCAACAAGUGUUGAUUUCGUUUUAAUUAUUUACUGAGCAGCGUCUAAUGCUAAUAAAUGUGCCCGUUUUCAAUGCAGUUUUGGUUUAAUUUUUGUAAAACAUUCCAUAGAAAUAUUGUGUUUAGGUAAUUUCGAAAAAUAAAAUUACUAACAUCAAAUUGAUGCUAUUGAAAAGAUUAAUCCAAAAAUAUUAUAUUAACUGUUUACUAUGAUAUAUUUCUGUCAUUGUUUUGCUCAUGCUUUAAACAAUAUUGACACACUUGUAUAUUCUUGUGCGAGCAAGAGUAAACAAGUGAAAUAUCUUUAUGGAACGAAUAUUGUAGUUUUAACUAACUGGCAAAUAUUUUUCAAAUAAUCUUAAAUGCUGUAUUAACUUCUGUAUAGAAGGCAUCUUCUGAAUGUAAAUUUAAAAUUGUUUUUGAAAGCUUCUCUUGUUUUGUUUUAGUGUUGUUAAUACUCAUUGGUUAAAUUGUUGUUUACAUGGCAAAUUUUUUCUUUGUAAGCCUGUUUGAUGCAGGAUUAUUACGUAAAUUUAAUCUUGAUGAUAUUUAUGCGAAUUAAUUGUUUAAUUUACGGCAAUAUUGUGAUGAAUCGACGUACCAUUCAGCUUGUUAAAUUAAUUUAUGGGACCAUGACUUUAGAGUUAUGAUGUCUAAUGUUAAUGAAUUUAGCAAAUGUAAAUUAUAUUUAAAAAAAUUAUAAGCAUGCUUAAUUUGUAUUUUGAGCGCAGAUCUGUUCGCAGAGUGCUCAAGCACGUAUAUUUAAUUGAGCACGCUUCUCCAUUGCUGUACUAUCGCUCUGGUAGUGAGCAGUAUUGCUCGCCUGAGCAUAUCGAUAUGCUCAAACACUACACGACUGGUGUCGUUUGGUAACUUUACGUAACAUUUGAUAGUAUUAUUUUUCACAUAAUGUUUCUGUAAUUUUUUAUGUAGCCUGCCAUAAUGAAUGUACCGCGAAAGUAAUUUUAACUUGAACUUAGCGUUUAAAAGUGUUAAAUGUGAUUUACAAAUAAAGUAUCGUAUAGUGAGCAAGGGGAAAUAUUUUCUCUAGAAUAAUUGUGUAUGAAUUGAUAUGAAAUAAAGUCAUCAAUUAACUGUUCUUAA
Messenger RNA from Manduca sexta (tobacco hornworm), 10146 nucleotides. RefSeq names its product microtubule-associated serine/threonine-protein kinase 3 (gene dop). Bases 299 to 5209 code for a protein of 1636 amino acids. Lineage: Eukaryota; Metazoa; Arthropoda; Insecta; Lepidoptera; Sphingidae. Gene Ontology annotation, molecular function: magnesium ion binding; ATP binding; protein serine/threonine kinase activity. The transcript is spliced from 37 exons. The record is from RefSeq and is a predicted model, not a curated record. Gene Ontology annotation, biological process: intracellular signal transduction; peptidyl-serine phosphorylation.